Lolium rigidum is the source of this 1122-nucleotide messenger RNA. RefSeq names its product probable plastid-lipid-associated protein 10, chloroplastic. NCBI's taxonomy places the organism in Eukaryota, Viridiplantae, Streptophyta, Magnoliopsida, Poales, Poaceae. The coding region runs from base 45 to 884 and encodes 279 amino acids. The record is from RefSeq and is a predicted model, not a curated record. The transcript is spliced from 8 exons.
UGGAACUGACCAAGGACCUCCGCCCUUUCGUCCACAGAGAAAAAAUGGCGCUCGCCGCCGCUCCCCUACGCCGGUUCCCGACCACUCCUCCUAGACCACCCCCGUCUCCACCUUUCCAGAGAUAUGCCCGCCUCCGGCCACCGCACUCGCGCCGCAGGUCCCCUCUACUCCUCGCCGCCACCGCCGCUGCCCCGCUCACCGCAGCGGACACGGAGGGGCGGAAGCACGAGCUCCUGCGGGCGGUGCAGGAGACGCAGCGCGGCUCCGCGGCCAGCUCCGACCAGCGCGCGGCCAUCGAGGAGGCCAUCGUGUGCGUGGAGGAGCUAGGCGCCGGGGAGGGGGCGCCGCUGGACCUGACGGCGCUCGACGGUACAUGGAGGCUGUGCUACACGUCGGCGUCGGACGUGCUCAUGCUGUUCGAGGCGGCCGACAAGCUUCCUCUCCUGCAGGUAGGGCAAAUUUACCAGAAAUUCGAGUGCAAGGACAGAUCAGAUGGUGGAGUCAUCCGGAAUGUUGUGCGGUGGAGCAUUGAGAACUUGCUGGAGGAGCAAGAAGGUGCAACGCUGAUGGUCUCUGCAAAAUUCGAUGUUCUGUCUAAACGCAACAUAUUUCUUCAGUUUGAGGAGGUUGCUGUAGAAAAUAUCAAGAUUAGUGAGCAGCUGCAAGGACUAAUAGCUCCUGCUAUACUUCCUCGGUCAUUUUUGAGUCUUCAGAUACUGCAGUUCCUUAGAACUUUUCGAGCUCAAGUUCCUCUCAGUGGACCUGAAAGACGAUCACCUGGGGGAUUAUACUACCUUUCUUACCUUGACCGUGAUAUGCUCCUGGGGCGUUCAGUUGGCGGUGGUGGAGUUUUUGUUUUCACAAGAGCCCAGCCUCUGCUAUGAAAUUUUCUAAUUGUCAGCAGUGAGUCAUAUGAGGACAUGAAUCUUAUAGUUGGGAUUAACAACAUACAGUAGGUAUAUGUAAACCUUUCAAGGCAACACUCAAUGUGUCUUUAUGUAAUCUGAUUAUUAUCCUUUUCUUCUUUAGGAGCAAUCCGUGUCACCUUUUUCUUCUUUGGUGUUCAAAAUAACUCUGUUAUUCCUGGGAUUGCCAAGUUAAUAGCACUUGGUGUCUUUUUUU